GCGUGCGUGUGAUUUGUUUGUGUAUCCUCGUUGUUUUUCUCUCUUGAGUGUUUUAUUGAGAGUAAACAGAGUCUUGUCUCUGUGUAUUUUAGUGUUGAUGAUGAGAUGGAUGUGAUGUGCUGUAAAUCAGUAGGAACUGAUCUGUCUAUGCUGGAUAUUGAUGAUUUCGUCAAAGAAAUCUCUCAGCUGAAGAAAGAGGUGGCGUUACUGGAGAUAAAGCUGAGGUUAAGAGGAGAUGAAGGACUGAAGAGAGAGGAUGGGGUUUGUUGUGAAUCUUCAGGGUAUGUGACUGUUUGGAGCUCCAGUGAAUGUCUGGAUUCAGUGUGGAUGAGCAGAGAUCAGAGCCGCACACCACAGUCACUGCUGGAUAAACUCUCCGAAGAGACAUCCAGACACACACAGGACUCAGAUCUCAGUCUGUCUUUACUCUCUUAUACUGAGUCAAAGCCCACAGACACUAAGGACACUACAGUGUGUGACAGUAAACAGAGCUUACAGGAGGAUCAAACCUCCACAGAGUCUCUGGAUUCUGUCUGUAAUGCUGGAGAACAGCAGCAGAUCCUGCAGACCAAACUCAAGAUGUCUUCAGUUAAACCGAUGGACAGUGGGAACCUGAUGAUGAAGAUGAGAAGGGAAACUACAGCAGAUGAAGUUCACACUGAGGAAGAUGAUGACAAUCAUGAUGAUUUUUUUCCUUCAGAUAAGAUCAGUGAUUCGUGUUUGGAUGGAGAAAUAACGUCUUUAUCGUCAAAAGAGCGACAGACGGCACAAACUCUUUCCUGCAUCACCGAUGAAGAGACAUUGAGCUCACAGAGACAUUUAGAUAAAAAUGCAGAACAAAAACUCUUGACCUCCACCAGAUCUGAGAUCAGCUUCACUACCUUACAAAAGUAUAAACGUCAUCAUUCAAAAGUGCACAGAGAGAAGAAGAAGAAGCACUUUCACUGUCAGCAAUGUGGGAAGGAUUUUGGCUUCUUAUCUCAGCUAAAAAUUCACGUGAGGACACACAGUGGUGAAAAGUCUUUUUACUGCACUGAAUGUGGCAAAUAUUUCAGCACCAAACAAAGUCUUCAUUUUCAUCAGAGAAUUCACACUGGAGAGAAACCAUACGAGUGUCCUCACUGUGAGAAGAGAUUCAGCCAAAAACCUCAUCUGAAGACACAUAUGCUUAAACACACCAAUGAAAGACCGUAUCAGUGCAGUCAAUGUGACAAAAGCUUUAAGAAUUCAAGUUCAUUAAAAUCACACCAGAAUACUCACUCUGAGGAGAAACGCUAUCAGUGUUCACACUGUGAUAAAGGUUUCUGUCAUAAAUCUAGUCUGAUAAUCCAUGAGAGAGUUCACACUGGAGAGAAACCUUACGUCUGCUCUCAAUGUGGAAAGAGCUUCACUCUUCCAAGUACUUUUAAAGCUCAUCAGAGAAUUCACACUGGAGAGAAACCUCAUCACUGUACUGUUUGUGGGAAGAGUUUCAGCAAAAAAUGUAAUCUAAAGAAACAUGUGCGUAUACACACUAAUGAGAAACCAUAUCAGGUUUUAGGGAAACACCAUAUAACUCAUAGGUGAAAAACCGUUAAAAUGUUCUCAGUGUGAGAUGCCAGAUUCCUUAAAGGCCCAUUUGAGAGUUCAUACGUGAGAGAAACCUUACGGGCCCUAUCAUUCAUCCAGCGCAAUGUGCGACACGAGUGUCUUUCGCUAGUUUCAACCUGGCGAAAUUAUCAUAUUCACGUUAAGCUUGGACCAAGUUGUUUAAAUAGCAAAUGCAUCUGCGCCCAAUUUUGCACCCAUGAGCGUUCUGGUCUGAAAAUGAGGUGUGUUCAGGUGCAUUUUUGGCCUGUUGCUAUUGUGAGGCAACUUAAAUAGACUACACCAUUAACCAACUAAAACCUGGUUUAAAGUCAAUGGCGCAAUAUUGUUUUUGUUAUUUAAUGAGCGCAUUAGUAAUACGGGACGACAGUGCGCGUUUGCUUAUCACACACAUGGAUGCGCAGCAGGACACAACCCUUUUAUAAUAUGAAAAGUUAAAUGAUUAAAAUGUAAAAAAAUUAUUAUUGAGUCUCUUGGACUUAAAUGAGGACCGAUUAUGAGACGUUAGAAGAUGUAAAGAGCUGCUUCACCUGUAGCUUGGUAAGAAAUUUUUUGCUUUAAACAAAUGCGUCUGUUUUUAAAUGUUUUUUAAAUGCUACCUCACGAAUUUGUACCUGUGGAUAUGGUGAGAUGAGAAACAUUUUUAAUGCUUUAAAAAAAACAUGGCGCUGUCUGAGUGCUAAAACGGCUCUCUGCACGUUUGUAAAUUCUUUAUCUUCUGUUUG
Molecule: messenger RNA, 2312 nt
Organism: Misgurnus anguillicaudatus (oriental weatherfish)
Lineage: Eukaryota; Metazoa; Chordata; Actinopteri; Cypriniformes; Cobitidae
Source: RefSeq, a predicted model, not a curated record